Gymnogyps californianus (California condor) is the source of this 437-nucleotide messenger RNA. It is a transcript of the gene ATP5MF, whose product is annotated as ATP synthase membrane subunit f. The coding region runs from base 20 to 289 and encodes 89 amino acids. The record is from RefSeq and is a predicted model, not a curated record. The transcript has 4 exons. NCBI's taxonomy places the organism in Eukaryota, Metazoa, Chordata, Aves, Accipitriformes, Cathartidae. Gene Ontology annotation, biological process: proton motive force-driven mitochondrial ATP synthesis. Gene Ontology annotation, molecular function: proton-transporting ATP synthase activity, rotational mechanism.
GGAGAGCAGCAGCGGCAAGAUGGCGCAGCCGCCGGUUCCCCUCAAGGACAUGAAGCUGCUGGACGUGAAACUGGGCCAGCUGCCUACCUGGCUGGCCAUGAGAGACUUCACCCCCGGUGGCAUGGUGGGGGCCCUGCGAAGAGGUUACGACAGAUACUACAAUAAAUAUAUCAAUGUCAAGAAAGGGGGCAUCGGUGGUAUCGCCAUGGUGCUUGCUGGUUAUGUUGUUGUCAGCUACAUCUGGAGCUACAGUCACCUGAAGCAUGACCGCCACAGGAAGUACCACUGAAGCGUGAAUUUCAGAAAGUGAAGGUACAGCUCUUGAACAGACUUGGCUACUGGAACAGUUACCCUGACAGAAGACAUCGGAACUAUUCAUAUUAAAAUCUGUAACUAUUAUGACCAAUAAUAAAGUGCAUACACUCUACGUUUACUGA